Syngnathus acus (greater pipefish) is the source of this 652-nucleotide messenger RNA. Its product is annotated as protein NATD1-like. The record is from RefSeq and is a predicted model, not a curated record. Bases 64 to 441 code for a protein of 125 amino acids. NCBI's taxonomy places the organism in Eukaryota, Metazoa, Chordata, Actinopteri, Syngnathiformes, Syngnathidae. The transcript is spliced from 3 exons.
GGCGGCUCGAAAUGUAAAUACACGUUUACAGUAAAUCAGCCGGUGGCCACUUUUGGCCACAAAAUGUGGCUUAAAAUAAUACCCACACUCACCGAGGUCGUACCUCUGAGGGUGACGGCCCGAAGGCUGGCUUCCAGCGACGGACUGACGGUGGAACACGACCGACAGAACCAGCGCUUCACCGCUUCCAUGUGCAGCGGAACCGGAGUCAACGAGAGUGCGACACUCAUCUACAGAUUCACAGCGCCAGAUGAGGUGGAUCUCGUGUCCACCUUUGUCCCGGAGGCUUGCAGGGGUCAAGGUGUGGCCGCGCUGCUGUCAAAGGCCGCCAUUGACUUUGUUCUGAAAGAGAAGCUGAAGGCUCGCGUGUCCUGCUGGUACAUCAAGAAGUACAUGGAGGAACACCCUCAUCACAAUUAUAAUGAAAUUCAAAUCAGAUGAUGGUGUGGUAAAGUAUUCUUGGCCUGAGUAAUAAAAUGCAAGUUUUAUUUGAAUAGAGUAAUUUAAGAGUAAUUGUAUAGAUGUUAAUUUUUUUUUUUUAAUUAAUUUCUUUCUUGAUUGUAGAACAAAGUUUCUCUUGUGUAGAUUUCCACAAAAUCCCAGAGCAGUAUUUUUUAAUAGAGUAUUAUUUUAAUAAAUGUGAUGUGCUUUA